Paramuricea clavata is the source of this 2422-nucleotide messenger RNA. Lineage: Eukaryota; Metazoa; Cnidaria; Anthozoa; Malacalcyonacea; Plexauridae. The record is from the annotation of a GenBank genome assembly.
AUGUCGUUUGUAACUAGAAAGACGCUAGCUGCAGGUCUGAGAUUGCUGUCAGUGUUGUUGUCUGCUUCUAUUGUCAUUGUUGUAUUGAAGAAAAAUCAAGGUAAAUGUUUUUUUACAUUCAUUUUAGACUUACACAGGGAUUAUAUAACACAAAUACACAGAGGCUAUAUAUCGCAUAUAUUUUCAUCUCCAGAACAGGGCCAUACUUCAUGUACUGCGGGUUAUAUGAGUGAAUAAUGUCGCCUCAAUUGUAUCUGAGGAGAAUGCUUCCAGUUUGAAUAUACCAACCAGCUUUUGGUCAUGCAACCUUGUUUCCUUGUCUGAGGGGCAAGACAGGGGGACUGACACGGUGCUCUCCCCCCCCCCCUCCCCCUAACACACACACACAAAUAGACGGAUGGUAUGCGCAGAUUACGUAAGUCUAAAGUCCCUGGUACAUCAAUCUUUCUGUCUACAAACAAUGCAUGGAUGUUCUUUACUGGACCUCCAGGGGGACCAAGAUAACCGACUAACGAUUCAGUAUAAAAAAAAGUUGCUUCACACAAAUUACAAAGCAUGACAAAAGCUUUUUCUUUUCAGAUGAAGAUGCAUUAAAAAGAGAACAAACACUACAAAUUGAUGUCGCUUUCAUAAUUCAUGGUUCCAAAAAUAUCACAAGCCCACCACGAAAGAAAAGUUUCAAAGAGGCCUUAGAUUGGGCGAAAAAAAUCACAAAAGCUUUUGGUGAGGUAGGAGUCAAUAAAACACAAGUUGGGCUGAUAUUGUACGCUGAAAAGGCAAAACUAAUGUUCAAUAUGACGGAAAAACUUACUAAAGGUGAUGUUAUGGGAGGUUUAGACGAGGCGAGUUCACCUCCAGCGCUUGGAAAUAAAACAUUCACAGGAAAGGCUUUGAAGCUGGCUUUAAAAACUUUGGUAAAAGAAACAAGAAAGGAUGCAAUAAAGAAAUUUUUUGUCUUUACUGAUCGCCCACCUGAUGACGAGCCUACGUCCCCGGCUGAGGCGAUCAAGGAAAGUGAAGUGGAAGUGUAUGGUCUAGGUGGAAGCACUCCUCCUAGUACAUGGUUUAUUCAUGAUUUUAGUUUAGACUCCAUGUAUGAAAUGUUGAAAAAAGGACCAUUUAAAGGUGGGUGGCGUAAUUAUAAUAAUUGUUCCGAAGUUCCAACGCACUAUAGCUUGGCAAGAACUAUUUGCAUAACAUCAGCACAGAGCCAAGACACACAGAAGGUCGACUCUGCCAAAAAAGCGCAACCGCUGGUCAUCAAAAUGCUGACGCCAUUGUCCUAGCCAGUGGGCUUAUGAGAGGUAUUCGCCCCUUGGACGUUUGCCAUUUUGAAUAUUAUCAAAAUCAUAGGAAAAACCAAGAAGUCAGUCUUCUGUUUGUCUUUAUUCUGUGACAGCAGUCUAUAGAGCAAGCGGAAUACAGUGUUUUGUUGUCUUUGUUCUCAUGAUUCUCUCCAGUCACACACUGACCCAACUAUAAAAACUUAAUUGUUUUAGGUAACAAAGAAAAUACGAAAGAUAAAAGUUAUCAAGAUAUCACCAACAUCUCCAUUCCAACUCAGAAGCCAGGUCUAACUAUAUAUUAUGAUUCUUUAAAAAAUUCUAAACUAAAACUACCAGCAACAGAGUAUUCGAUGAAUGCUUCGGCUACUGGGAAUAAUUCUCAAUUUUUUUCCCAAAAUGGAAAAUUACAAAAUCCAGUAAAUACCAACUCAAGUACCUUAGUGUCUCAGGAUUUUGUGAGUAGCAAUGGUAGUUUGUCAAAUCUUGGAAGUGCCAUGUCAAAUCCAGGAAAUCACGUACCACAUUCUGGAACUCCAAUGUCAAAUCAUGAAAAUCAAGUAUCAACUCCAGGAAAUUCUGAAAGUACAGUAUUAAAUAUUGGAAAUCAGGAACCAAACCCUGGAAAUCCAGUUCCAAAACCCGAUAUUCCAAUGUCAAAUUCCGUAAAUUCAAUGUCAAAUUCCGUAAAUUCAAUGUCAAAUUCCGUAAAUUCAAUGCCAAAUCCUGGAAAUAUAGUUAAUUCUGGGAAAGAAGUGCCACAACCUUCAACAAUAUUAAAUCCUAUAAAUUUAAAACUAGAACACCAAAUUUCCGGUUCGAUAUCCCAAGAAAAUAAUGCAAAGGAAGAGGAGCAUACUGAUAUAAAAUAUGGAAAAGAUGCGGGCGUAGUUAUUACAGAAAAUGUCAUGAAAAAUAGAAGCGCAGUCGGGAGAUACUCCUCCACAAUGGAUGUAACCCCUUCAGCCACCGAGUUUGGGACUGUGAUUGGGGGCGUGCGUAUACAUGGACAGUCAAAAUUUGAUGUUUUCAAACCAAAUAAUAAGAGCGAAAACUCAGAUCUUCGUUCAAAACUUGCAAAUGGCAAUUUAAACAAAAGACGAUAUAAAAACCACAAGAAACUAUCGGGACAUUUAUAG